Oppiella nova is the source of this 402-nucleotide messenger RNA. The record is from the annotation of a GenBank genome assembly. NCBI's taxonomy places the organism in Eukaryota, Metazoa, Arthropoda, Arachnida, Sarcoptiformes, Oppiidae.
AUGAGUCAAUUCGAGUGCUUCGUAACGAUUAGCGACGAAAAGCGCAUAUUUGACUUCUCGUUGAAUGCCUUCAACCGGUUGUCGAGUACUGAAACACCCGUUAAAUACUUGUCCCGAAUUAGGGUCACACCUAAGCCGGGGGUCACCCCAAUGGGCCCACAGACCGAUACCCGGGUCACACCACUGGCCAAUAAUGGCACUUAUAGUAGUCAUCAUAAGGCUAACCAUAAGGGGUUUGAGAGUAAUCUGAAUAACGAUUACUUUAACCCAAAUCUGGUGUUUGAGAGCCGUAUGACUGAAGACUUCUUUAACACGGAUUUCGUGGCAAACAGACGACGACGAGGAGGAAGAGGGAAACGGACGCCGAAGUCACCGAUUGAUGCGAUUGGAGACCACAGACCU